Molecule: messenger RNA, 422 nt
Organism: Aspergillus ibericus CBS 121593
Lineage: Eukaryota; Fungi; Ascomycota; Eurotiomycetes; Eurotiales; Aspergillaceae
Exons: 2
Source: RefSeq, a predicted model, not a curated record
CGAUGUUAUGUGUCAUUACCAUUCUACUCUGUAUACUCUUUAUGGUCCUCACUGUCGCUCUUCUUACUGGCAUUGCAUUUGUUGCGGGUCACCCCCAGGCGCGCAGGUUAUCUCUGUCCUACUACCUUUCGUCUUCUUGUACAUGGUUUUUGCUCCAGUUUAAUCACUCUCUGCAGGCAACUGUCGACACGGACCGAGAAUACAUGUAUACACGUGUCUAUCUAUGGAGAUAUUUAAUGUCUAUCGAUUUGUCCUCGAGCUUGUGAUACAGCCUAUGUAGGUACUAGUCCUGCUCCGACUGGCGAUGGUGCUUAAGGGGGCUGUCUCACAUAAGAAGUCUUCCGUGGUCAGAAGAUGAUCACAUGCUGCUACUACGCUGAUGCACCUAGACGAGUUGAAAUAUAGUACUAUGCGGAUUGUCA